Messenger RNA from Clupea harengus (Atlantic herring), 1002 nucleotides. It is a transcript of the gene srrm3, whose product is annotated as serine/arginine repetitive matrix protein 3-like. The transcript has 6 exons. Gene Ontology annotation, molecular function: mRNA binding. Bases 168 to 812 code for a protein of 214 amino acids. NCBI's taxonomy places the organism in Eukaryota, Metazoa, Chordata, Actinopteri, Clupeiformes, Clupeidae. The record is from RefSeq and is a predicted model, not a curated record.
CCGAGACAAGAGCACAACCUGGCUUGAACGGAGCCUUUGAUCAAGGGAAGACUGCCCGGACGUCCAGCACGCAAAGAUAUUAUAGCCUCCACUCCUGUCUAGGCUACAUAAAGACCCCUUUCUUCAGAGCAUUUCAACGUGUGCCAGAGAAAGAGCGUGCCGUGGCCAUGUAUGAUGGGGCGCGGGUGCCUUCCCCUCAGGACAGCGCUAAUGGUUUCCCCCAGCAACCGGGGGCCUCGACGGUGCGGCCCAAAUCCGACCAGGAGCCCGAGGCGGAGGAGCAGGAGGAGGACGCGGUGCGAACGGAGCCCGUGCUGGUGAAGAAGGCCCACCGCGAGAUCCUGGAUCACGAGCGCAAGCGCAGGGUGGAGCUGAAAUGCAUGGAGCUGCAGGAGAUGAUGGAGGAGCAAGGGUACUCGGAGGUGGAGGUCAGACAGAAAGUGGGCACCUUCCGGCAGAUGCUGAUGGAGAAGGAGGGGGUGAUCACCAGAGAGGGCCAGCCUCCAGUUGGUCUCCUGCCUCACAGUGACGAGGAGCACCUAAACGAGGCCGUUCUCGCCGACGGCUACGAGUGGCAGGGCGGUUAUUAUGACGGAGACUACAGCACGAAGAGGAAGUCUAGUAGCUCCCCCUCUCCGCGUCCAAAGAAGCGAAAGAAGAAAAAAUCGGGGAGAAAGAGAAGCCGAGAGAAGAGGAAGAGGAGCAGCAGAAGGCACAAGAGAGACAGGUGUGUGCUCUCCUUCAUCCGCUCACCUUCAAUUACAUCCAGCGAGAUCAGCGUUGAGAUAAAAUGCUCCUGUUUGCAGGAGUGAUGACUAGUUCUCAUUUCAGAAACAAUAUCUGGAUGAUAAUUUGAGCUGGAGAGGCCCUCCAGAGUAGUGGCUGUGUGACACUGACUGCACAGGAGGACAGAGGGGGAAUGCAAAAGCACCCCCUCCAGUAGACAGCACUAACAGGUUAUGCACUGGGGAUCAACAACAAUCAGCCAUCUGCCCCCCUCCC